AUGAUUAAACUCAAGGUUGGAUUAGAAGGAGAACGAUGGUUUGGAGUUAAGAUUAAUAAGAAUGUCAGUGGACGAAUGCCGAGAGAUAUGAGACCGGUCAUUAGUCAAAUCUUCACAUCUACCAAGGACAAGGUUCGCAACGGCAAGUUUAGGAAGGACCCGAAGAGCGGGUGCAUUGACAUCGAGACGGCAUUCGAUGAAUGCGAGGUGCAUUUCCGAUCGGAACAGCGAGCAAAGGAGACGUUUAAGAAGCAUUUCGAUGCAUUAACGGAUAGAUAUAAAAAGAAAUUAAUGGCAUCUGGAGAGACUCCAGAGAAAGCAGCAAGCUCGGCUCAGAAGUACGCGGCACUUCAACUGAAGCAAACAAAGGGAAAACAAUUUCAAAUUUUGUGGAAAAAUAAAACUAUGGAGAAUAUCAAAAAAGGAAUGCAUCCAAGCUUCGGGUGA
This is a messenger RNA of Perkinsus marinus ATCC 50983, 447 nucleotides long. RefSeq lists its product as hypothetical. The record is from RefSeq and is a predicted model, not a curated record. The coding region runs from base 1 to 447 and encodes 148 amino acids. Lineage: Eukaryota; Perkinsozoa; Perkinsida; Perkinsidae. The transcript is spliced from 5 exons.